AUGAACAGUGUGCGUGGUAUGUAUCAUAUCGACACUGGCCAGAGCCUUGGCAAACCGUCCUGGCCAGAAAGGGUCAACGUUUACACCAGCCGCUUAAUGAGGGCCUGGCUCCUCCGUGACCAUCACCCCGUUGUGCAGGGGGAAAGGAGGAGUCAGGCCCUGGUGGGCAGUGUCCGUGGCUGGUCCGGCUCGUCCAUCAGGGGAGCAGGCUCGGAGCCGGCCAGGGUCGGGCGCCUGGCGGCCGCAGGCAAGUCAAACGGUCGAGCGCGGUGCAGAGGGGACCGGGUGCGCGGAGGGGCCGCGGGGCGCAGCCGGCCUGAGGCAGGACCUCGAUGCAAGCGCGCGCAGGACUCCGACGGCCCUGCCGACGCCCCCUUCCCAGACAGGCACACUGAGGUCCAAGGCAAGCGAAGGAGAGAGACCCCUCUAAGAUCGGGCCGUCAGGAUGGUCCCGCCGCGGGCCUGUCACCCGGUCGGGGGGUCGCCCCCUUGGAGAGGUGGCCCCCAGGGUGGCAAGCGCGGCUGCUGGCGCUUCUGGGGGUGGACCGACGGAGAGACACCACUGGUGCAGUGGACCCAGCCCUGCUGGGGUCCUGGGCCGGGUGGGGUGGGGACAAAGCGUGGUGGCGAGCGUGGUGA
Rangifer tarandus platyrhynchus (Svalbard reindeer) is the source of this 639-nucleotide messenger RNA. The record is from the annotation of a GenBank genome assembly. NCBI's taxonomy places the organism in Eukaryota, Metazoa, Chordata, Mammalia, Artiodactyla, Cervidae.